Molecule: messenger RNA, 8370 nt
Organism: Acanthosepion pharaonis
Lineage: Eukaryota; Metazoa; Mollusca; Cephalopoda; Sepiida; Sepiidae
Source: the annotation of a GenBank genome assembly
AUGUUCCAUGGAUCAGCACCAUAUCUAUGUCAUUUCAAGAAGAGGAUGACAUAUCCCUUAUUAACCAACUCUGCUAUUUUAUUUGUAGAUUUCUUUUUUAUUCCAGUUCGGUUACGGUAUGUAUUCAUAACAAUCUCACUUCUAUCUUCCCUUCUUUCUUUCUUUCUUUCUUUCUUUCUUUUUUUCUUUCUUUCUUUCUUUUUUCUUUCUUUCUUUCUUUCUUCCCUUCUUUCUUUCUUUCUUUCUUUCUUUUUUCUUUCUUUCUUUCUUUCUUUCUUUCUUUCUUUCUUCCCUUCUUUCUUUCUUUCUUUUUUCCUUCCCUUCUUUCUUUCUUUCUUUCCUUCUUUCUUUCUUUCUUUCUUUCUUUCUUUCUUUCUUUCUUUCUUUCUUUCUUUCUUUCUUUCUUUUUCUUCUUUUUUUUGCUUUUUCCCAUUGAAACAAAGUCGCAUCAUUGUUUACAUUUUUGUUCAUCUCUUCCUUUUCCUCUCCUCGUUCCGUUUCUCUUCCAUCUCCUCCUGUCGUGUUUCCCUCACAUUUUUCCUCUUCUUCGUUUCUUUCCUGUUCGGCUCCCCUUCCUGUUUUUCAUUUAUUUAUUCUGUUCCUCCAUUUUUCUCCCAUCGCACUUCCCCUCCCCUUUCUACCCAAACAUUCUUCUUCCUUCUCUUUUGUUUUAUGCUCAUUCUUUUCACCCUGUUCUCCUCUUUUUCCUAUUCCUCCCAUAGCGCGUCUCUUUUAGUUCUUUCCAUUGUUGUUUUUCUCUUCCUUUUCCGCCCAUGUUUUGUUUUUGCCCAUUUUUCUUUUCAUCGUGUUUUUUCCUCUUCCUUUUCCUCCCAUCCUUUUACUUCUCUUGCAAUUACUCCCAUCGUUCUUCUUCUCUUCUUUUUCCUCCCAAAGUUCUUCUCCUCUUCCUUUUCCACCCAUCGUUCUUCUCCACUUCCAUUUCCACCCAUAGUUCUUCUCCACUUCCUUUUCCUCUCAUCGUUCUUCUCCUCUUCCUUUUCCACCCAUAUUCUUCUCCUCUUCCUUUUCCUCCCAUCGUUCUUCUCCUCUUCCUUUUCCUCCCAAAGUUCUUCUCCUCCUCCUUUUCCACCCAUAGUUCUUCUCCUCUUCCUUUUCCUCCCAUCGUUCUUCUCCACUUCCUUUUCCACCAGUAGUUCUUCUCCUCUUCCUUUUCCUCCCAAAUUUUUCUCCUCUUCCUUUUCCACCCAUCGUUCUUCUCCACUUCCUUUCCUCCCAUCGUUCUUCUCCACUUCCUUUUCCAUCCAUAGUUCUUCUCCUCUUACUUUUCCACCCAUAGUUCUUCUCCUCUUCCUUUUCCACCCAUCGUUCUUCUCCACUUCCUUUCCUCCCAUCGUUCUUCUCCUCUUCCUUUUCCACCCAUAUUUUUUCUCCUCUUCCAUUUCCUCCCAUAGUUUUUCUCCUCUUCAUUUUCCAUCCAUAGUUCUUCUCCUCUUCCUUUUCCUCCCAUCGUUCUUCUCCUCUUCCUUUUCCACCCAUAGUUCUUCUCCUCUUCCUUUUCCACCCAUCCUUUUCUCCUCUUCCUUUUCCUCCCAUAGUUUUUCUCCUCUUCCUUUUCCAUCCAUAGUUCUCCUCCUCUUCCUUUUCCUCCCAUCGUUCUUCUCCACUUCCUUUUCCACCAGUAGUUCUUCUCCUCUUCCUUUUCCUCCCAAAUUUUUCUCCUCUUCCUUUUCCACCCAUCGUUCUUCUCCACUUCCUUUCCUCCCAUCGUUCUUCUCCUCUUCCUUUUCCAUCCAUAGUUCUUCUCCUCUUCCUUUUCCUCCCAUCGUUCUUCUCCUCUUCCUUUUCCACCAAUCGUUCUUCUCCUCUUCCUUUUCCACCCAUAGUUCUUAUUUUCUUCCUUUUCCACCCAUAGUUCUUCACUUCCUUUCCUCCCAUCGUUCUUCUCCUCUUCCUUUUCCAUCCCUAGUUCUUCUCCUCUUCCUUUUCCUCCCAUCGUUCUUCUCCUCUUCCUUUUCCACCCAUCUUCUUCUCCUCUUCCUUUUCCACCCAUCGUUCUUCUCCUCUUCCUUUUCCACCCAUAGUUCUUAUUUUCUUCCUUUUCCAUCCAUAGUUCUUCUCCACUUCCUUUCCUCCCAUCGUUCUUCUCCUCUUCCUUUUCCACCCAUCGUUCUUCUCCUCUUCCUUUUCCACCCAUCGUUCUUCUCCUCUUCCUUUUCCACCCAUCGUUCUUCUCCUCUUCCUUUUCCACCCAUAGUUCUUCUCCUCUUCCUUUUCCACCCAUCGUUCUUCUUCACUUCCUUUUCCUCCCAUCGUUCUUCUCCUCUUCCAUUUCCUCCCAUAGCUUUUCUCCUCUUCCUUUUCCUCCCAUAUUCUUCUCCUCUUCCUUUUCCUCCCAUCGUUCUUCUCCUCUUCCUUUUCCACCCAUCGUUCUUCUCCUCUUCCUUUUCCACCCAUAGUUCUUAUUUUCUUCCUUUUCCACCCAUAGUUCUUCUCCACUUCCUUUCCUCCCAUCGUUCUUCUCCUCUUCCUUUUUCAUCCCUAGUUCUUCUCCUCUUCCUUUUCCUCCCAUCGUUCUUCUCCUCUUCCUUUUCCACCCAUCGUUCUUCUCCUCUUCCUUUUCCAACCAUAGUUCUUAUUUUCUUCCUUUUCCACCCAUCGUUCUUCUCCUCUUCCUUUUCCUCCCAUAGUAUUUCUCCUCUUCCUUUUCCAUCCAUAGUUCUUCUUCUCUUCCUUUUCCUCGCAUCGUUCUUCUCCACUUCCUCUUCCACCCAUAGUUCUUCUCCUCUUUCUUUUCCACCCAUAUUCUUCUCCUCUUCCUUUUCCACCCAUAGUUCUUCUCCUCUUCCUUUUCCACCCAUCGUUCUUCUUCACUUCCUUUUCCUCCCAUCGUUCUUCUCCUCUUCCAUUUCCUCCCAUAGCUUUUCUCCUCUUCCUUUUCCUCCCAUAUUCUUCUCCUCUUCCUUUUCCUCCCAUCGUUCUUCUCCUCUUCCUUUUCCACCCAUCGUUCUUCUCCUCUUCCUUUUCCACCAUAGUUCUUAUUUUCUUCCUUUUCCACCCAUAGUUCUUCUCCACUUCCUUUCCUCCCAUCGUUCUUCUCCUCUUCCUUUUUUCAUCCCUAGUUCUUCUCCUCUUCCUUUUCCUCCCAUCGUUCUUCUCCUCUUCCUUUUCCACCCAUCGUUCUUCUCCUCUUCCUUUUCCAACCAUAGUUCUUAUUUUCUUCCUUUUCCACCCAUAGUUCUUCUCCUCUUCCUUUUCCUCCCAUAUUCUUCUCCACUUCCUUUCCUCCCAUCGUUCUUCUCCUCUACCUUUUCCAUCCAUAGUUCUUCUCCUCUUCCUUUUCCACCCAUAGUUCUUCUCCUCUUCCUUUUCCACCCAUCGUUCUUCUUCACUUCCUUUUCCUCCCAUCUUCUCCUCCUCUUACUUUUCCUCCCAUCGUUCUUCUCCACUUCCUUUUCCUCCCAUCGUUCUUCUCCACUUCCUUUUCCACCAGUAGUUCUUCUCCUCUUCCUUUUCCUCCCAAAGUUCUUCUCCUCUUCCUUUUCCACCCAUAGUUCUUCUCGUCUUCCUUUUCCUCCCAUAGUUUUUCUCCUCUUCCUUUUCCACCCAUCUUCUUCUCCUCUUCCUUUUCCACCCAUCGUUCUUCUCCACUUCCUUUCCUCCCAUCGUUCUUCUCGUCUUCCUUUUCCAUCCAUAGUUCUUCUCCUCUUCCUUUUCCUUCCAUCGUUCUUCUCCUCUUCCUUUUCCACCCAUCGUUCUUCUCCUCUUCCUUUUCCAACCAUAUUUUUCUCCUCUUCCUUUUCCAUCCAUAGUUCUUCUCCUCUUCCUUUUCCUCCCAUCGUUCUUCUCCUCUUCCUUUUCCACCCAUCGUUCUUCUCCUCUUCCUUUUCCACCCAUAGUUCUUAUUUUCUUCCUUUUCCACCCAUAGUUCUUCUCCACUUCCUUUCCUCCCAUCGUUCUUCUCCUCUUCCUUUUCCAUCCAUAGUUCUUCUGCUCUUCCUUUUCCUCCCAUCGUUCUUCUCCUCUUCCUUUUCCACCCAUCGUUCUUCUCCUCUUCCUUUUCCAACCAUAUUUUUCUCCUCUUCCUUUUCCAUCCAUAGUUCUUCUCCUCUUCCUUUUCCUCCCAUCGUUCUUCUCCACUUCCUCUUCCACCCAUAUUCUUCUCCUCUUCCUUUUCCUCCCAUCGUUCUUCUCCUCUUCCUUUUCCUCCCAUCGUUCUUCUCCACUUCCUCUUCCACCCAUAUUCUUCUCCUCUUCCUUUUCCUCCCAUCGUUCUUCUCCUCUUCCUUUUCCACCCAUAGUUCUUCUCCUCUUCCGUUUCCACACAUCGUUCUUCUCCACUUCCUUUCCUCCCAUCGUUCUUCUCCUCUUCCUUUUCCAUCCAUAGUUCUUCUCCUCUUCCUUUUCCUCCCAUCGUUCUUCUCCUCUUCCUUUUCCACCCAUCGUUCUUCUCUCUCUUCCUUUUCCAACCAUAGUUCUUAUUUUCUUCCUUUUUCCACCCAUAGUUCUUCUCCUCUUCCUUUUUCCUCCCAUAGUUUUUUUCUCCUUUUCCUUUUUCCAUCCAUAGUUCUUCUCCUCUUCCUUUUCCUCGCAUCGUUCUUCUCCACUUCCUCUUCCACCCAUAGUUCUUCUCCUCUUCCUUUUCCACCCAUAUUCUUCUCCUCUUCCUUUUCCACCCAUCUUUCUUCUCCACUUCCUUUUCUCCCAUCGUUCUUCUCCUCUUCCUUUUCCAUCCAUAGUUCUUCUCCUCUUCCUUUUCCUCCCAUCGUUCUUCUCCUCUUCCUUUCCCACCCAUCGUUCUUCUCCUCUUCCUUUUCCACCCAUAGUUCUUCUCCUCUUCCUUUUCAACCCAUAGUUCUUCUCCUCUUCCUUUUCCACCCAUCGUUCUUCUCCUCUUCCUUUUCCACCCAUCGUUCUUCUCCACUUCCUUUUCCACCCAUCUUCUUCUCCUCUUCCUUUUCCACCCAUCGUUCUUCUCCACUUCCUUUUCCAUCCAUAGUUCUUCUCCUCUUCCUUUUCCUCGCAUCGUUCUUCUCCUCUUCCUUUUCCACCCAUCGUUCUUCUCCUCUUCCUUUUCCAUCCAUAGUUCUUCUCCUCUUCCUUUUCCUCCCAUCGUUCUUCUCCUCUUCCUUUUCCACCCAUAGUUCUUCUCCUCUUCCUUUUCCACCCAUAUUCUUCUCCUCUUCCUUUUCCACCCAUCGUUCUUCUCCUCUUCCUUUUCCAUCCAUAGUUCUUCUCCUCUUCCUUUUCCUCGCAUCGUUCUUCUCCUCUUCCUUUUCCACCCAUCGUUCUUCUCCUCUUCCUUUUCCAUCCAUAGUUCUUCUCCUCUUCCUUUUCCUCCCCAUCUUCUUCUCCUCUUCCUUUUCCUCCCAUCUUUCUUCUCCUCUUCCUUUUCCAUCCAUAGUCCUUCUCCUCUUCCUUUUCCUCCCAUCGUUCUUCUCCUCUUCCUUUUCCACCCAUAGUUCUUCUCCUCUUCCUUUUCCACCCAUCUUCUUUUCUCCUCUUCCUUUUCCUCCAUCGUUCUUCUCCUCUUCCUUUUCCACCCAUAGUUCUUAUUUUCUUCCUUUUCCACCCAUAGUUCUUCUCCACUUCCUUUCCUCCCAUCGUUCUUCUCCUCUUCCUUUUCCUCCCAUAUUCUUCUCCUCUUCCUUUUCCUCACGCAUCGUUCUUCUCCUCUUCCUUUUCCACCCAUCGUUCUUCUCCUCUUCCUUUUCCAUCCAUAGUUCUUCUCCUCUUCCUUUUCCUCCCAUCGUUCUUCUCCUCUUCCUUUUCCACCCAUCUUCUUCUCCUCUUCCUUUUCCACCCAUCGUUUCUUCUCCUCUUCCCUUUUCCACCCAUAGUUCUUCUCCACUUCCUUUUCCACCCUCUUCGUUCUUCUCCUCUUCCUUUUCCAUCCAUAGUUCUUCUCCUCUUCCUUUUCCUCCCAUCGUUCUUCUCCUCUUCCUUUUUCCACCCAUAGUUCUUCUCCUCUUCCUUUUCCACCCAUCGUUCGUUUCUCCACUUCCUUUUCCAUCCAUAGUUCUUCUCCUCUUCCUUUUCCUCCCAUGUUCUUCUCCCUUCCUUUUCUCCCAUCGUUCUUCUCCUCUUCCUUUUCCAUCCAUAGUUCUUCUCCUCUUCCUUUUCCACCCAUCGUUCUUCUCCUCUUCCUUUUCCAUCCAUAGUUCUUUUCUCAUAGUUCUUUCCUUUUCCUCGCAUCGUUCUUCUCCUCUUCCUUUUCCACCCUUCUCGUUCUUCUCUCCUCUUCCUUUUCCAUCCAUAGUUCUUCUCCUCUUCCUUUUCCACCCAUCGUUCUUCUCCUCUUCCUUUUCCAUCCAUAGUUCUUCUCCUCUUCCUUUUCCUCCCCCCCCAUCGUUCUUCUCCUCUUCCUUUUUCCACCCAUAUUCUUCUCCUUUCUUCAUAGUUUUUCCUCCCAUCGUUCUUCUCCUCUUCCUUUUCCCCCAUAGUUCUUAUUUUCUUCCUUUUUCCACCCAUAUUUUUUUCUCCUCUUCCUUUUCCAUCCAUAGUUCUUCUCCUCUUCCUUUUCCUCGCAUCGUUCUUUUCUCCACUUCCUCUUCCACCCAUAGUUCUUCUCCUCUUCCUUUUCCACCCAUAUUCUUCUCCUCUUCCUUUUCCACCCAUCGUUCUUCUCCACUUCCUUUUCUCCCAUCGUUCUUCUCCUCUUCCUUUUCCAUCCAUAGUUCUUCUCCUCUUCCUUUUCCUCCCAUCGUUCUUCUCCUCUUCCUUUUCCACCCAUCGUUUUCUUCUCCUCUUCCUUUUCCACCCAUAGUUCUUCUCCCUCUUCCUCCUUUUCCACCCAUAGUUCUUCUCCUCUUCCUUUUCCACCCAUCGUUCUUCUCCUCUUCCUUUUCCACCCAUCGUUCUUCUCCCUUCCUUUUCCACCCAUCGUUCUUCUCCUCUUCCUUUUCCAUCCAUAGUUCUUCUCCUCUUCCUUUUCCUCCCAUCGUUCUUCUCCUCUUCCUUUUCCACCCAUAUUCUUCUCCUCUUCUUUUCCCCUGCAUCGUUCUUCUCCUCUUCCUUUUCCACCCAUCGUUCUUCUCCACUUCCUUUUCCAUCCAUAGUUCUUCUCCUCUUCCUUUUCCUCCCAUCUUCUUCUCCUCUUCCUUUUCCACCCAUCGUUCUUCUCCUCUUCCUUUUCCAUCCAUAGUUCUUCUCCUCUUCCUUUUCCUCCCAUCGUUCUUCUCCUCUUCCUUUUCCACCCAUCGUUCUUCUCCUCUUCCUUUUCCAUCCAUAGUUCUUCUCCUCUUCCUUUUCCUCCCAUCGUUCUUCUCCUCUUCCUUUUCCACCCAUAGUUCUUCUCCUCUUCUUUUUCCACCCAUAUUCUUCUCCUCUUCCUUUUCCACCCAUCGUUCUUCUCCUCUUCCUUUUCCAUCCAUAGUUCUUCUCCUCUUCCUUUUCCUCCCAUCGUUCUUCUCCUCUUCCUUUUCCACCCAUAGUUCUUCUCCUCUUCCUUUUCCACCCAUCGUUCUUCUCCACUUCCUUUCCUCCCAUCGUUCUUCUCCUCUUCCUUUUCCAUCCAUAGUUCUUCUCCUCUUCCUUUUCCUCCCAUCGUUCUUCUCCUCUUCCUUUUCCACCCAUAGUUCUUAUUUUCUUCCUUUUCCACCCAUAGUUCUUCUCCACUUCCUUUCCUCUCAUCGUUCUUCUCCUCUUCCUUUUCCUCCCAUAUUCUUCUCCUCUUCCUUUUCCUCCCAUCGUUCUUCUCCUCUUCCUUUUCCACCCAUAGUUCUUCUCCUCUUCCUUUUCCUCCCAUCUUUUUCUCCUCUUCCUCUUACUCCCAUUCUUGUUCUUCUCUUCCGUCCCCCUCAAUCGCUCUACUAUUUUUUCUCCCCCAUCUUUCUUCUAAUUCAUUUCCACCUAUCUUGGUUAUUCCUCUUGUCCUUUUUCUUUUACGUUCUCAUUCUAUUUUCGUCCAUUGCUAUUUUUCUCUUCCUUUUCCUCCCAUUUUUCUUAUCCUUUUCUUUAUCUUUCUGUUAUUCUCCUCUCUCCCCCAUCGUUGUACUUCGCUUCCUUUUUCUCCUAUCGCGUUUCUCCUUUCUUCUUUUCCCUACCAUCGCUCCUCUUCCCUUUCCACUUUCUCUUAUCAUUCUUCUCUUCUAUUUUCCCCCUUCCUUUUACUCUUAUUGUGCCUCUCCUAUUUUUCUCCCUCGCUCUUUUUCUUCUAAUUUUCCUCGCAUUUUUAUGCUUUUUCUUUUCCUUCUCUUCUCCUUUCCUUUUCCACUACGCUGUUCUCCCAUUGCUUUUACUCCCAUCACUCUUAUCCAUUUCCUUUUCCUCGCAUUAUUCUUCUGUCAGAUUCUCCUUCCCAUAGUUGCUAUACUCUUCCUUUUCCUCCCGUUCAUCUUCCUCCCACCACCUUCUUCUUCUUCUUCAUCUCUAGUACUACUAAUUUUAUUGUAUUUUCUUGAGCUUUUAUAG